Exophiala viscosa is the source of this 696-nucleotide messenger RNA. RefSeq lists its product as uncharacterized. The transcript is spliced from 2 exons. Bases 1 to 696 code for a protein of 231 amino acids. The record is from RefSeq and is a predicted model, not a curated record. NCBI's taxonomy places the organism in Eukaryota, Fungi, Ascomycota, Eurotiomycetes, Chaetothyriales, Herpotrichiellaceae.
AUGGAGCAAAAUGCCCUUCUCCCAGGCCGACGUCCAGCCCGCAUAGGCGGGCGUGAAGAGGAGAUUGUGAGAUCAUUGCACAGUAACACACAUGAACUUGCAUCGGAAAAAGGCCUCAACGAUAUCGAUAUACUGCUCGUUAACAAUACCACAGAAGCUGCCAGGAAAGACAAGGAAAAAGGGUUAUAUGUUCCAAGUCGGCCUCAUGAAGUACGACCCUACGAUCACACAGGUGUUGUUGUCACACUUGGUAGCCAGAAUCGCCUCGAGCUCCAGCUGAACGAUCCCUCACCAGCUCCCUAUGACAUAGAGCCGAUGAUGAAGCUACAGAGCCAACACAAAAUGUGCUUGGCUUGCACAGAUGCCAUCGACUACUUUUGUCGCUACCGAGAACUACGCUGGACGUGGAAUGAAAAUAAUGAGGAGCCAUUUCCCAUUCCUAGUAACGUUGUCCAUCACUACAAUCUAUGGUCGCUCAUGGCGUUCGCCCAAAUCCACAAAUGCUUCAUUUGUCAGGAGCUAUGGGCUCGGAUACAAUUCUACUAUCCGAGCUUGGAACCUGAGCAGCUCCUCAAGUUCCGGAUGGAGUGUGCAUGGGCUAAACGGUGCCUGAACACGGAAGAGGAUAAGAUUGUCUUCAUGAUGUUUGACCCAGAUAUUCCCAAGGAGCCCGUCUGGAACUAUAAACGCUUCUGA